AGAGAAUCAAUUUCCUCACUUAGUAGGUACCUCAGAAUGCCGCACCACGCUGGUACCUUGACUAAGCUACGUCAUAGUAGUUGUCGACCUUGGCGACCAAUAGGAACGCUUUAAUGAGAAAUUGUGAGAAGAAUGUGAGAGUAGGUACCUGUUCAAUUCUGAAUUCAAACCGACGAAGGUACCGUACAAGACUCGCGGUACGUAUCUGAGGAUUCGGUGGUUCUAUAGUGGUACUCGUGCAGGUGCGGCUGUGAUUUUCAAUAAUUUUGUGAGGUUUUGUGUUUUUUGGAUGGUUUUAGGUGUGAUUCACUGAGCUGUUAAAUUAAAAGAAGUACAGUAUGCGACUCUAUUACCUUCUCUUCCUUCUCUCAUCGACGCAAGCACUGCAAAAUGGCGCUCCAACGUCGGCUUGCGACUCACUCAGACCUUUCCACGGUGGAGGAAUCCCACCCCAAACCGAUAUAUCCCCCUACACUGUUUUCGCCAAACAAACGGGAGAUGUAGUCCAGGUAUCUCUAGGAUCCUCGCUUGGAGUUCCAUUUCAAGGUUUCGUAAUCCAAGGAAGGACCCCGAAUGGACAGGUGAUCGGUACUUUUCAACUACCCGGUGGCACUUCUGGUCAUACCAUCGACUGCAGCGGGGCUGCAGAUACUGUGACUCAUACUAAUCCAGAUGAGAAGGAUUUAUUAAUUCUGAUUUGGGUUCCUCCAGUGGGAUAUGAAGGAACUGUUAUUUUUAAUGCGACAGUAGUCCAACACUACAACACCUUCUGGGUCGGCAUCCAAUCGCCAAGAAUUCAAAUUCAAAAAAGAUCAAUCCGCCAAGACGCCUUCUACAGUGGUUGUGGUGUUACGAAAUAUUGUUAUGGUGAUCCAAUUGACUGUGUUAACACGCAAAACUGUAGAGUCGCUGUAGCUAUAACUUCAGUAGGCGAAGCUUUUGAUUUCGAACUCAAAGCCAACGGCAAUCCUGUUUGGGCGGGAGUAGGAUUGUCUGAUGAUAGUAGGAUGGGAGAUGACUCGGUAGUGGAGUGUGUUAAGGAUAAUAGUGGAAGGAUCGAUGCGUUUAUGUCUUGGACUGGAGUCAAUCCUUACAGAGCGACUAGACUUGAAGAUCCCAAACAUGGAAUUAAUCUGUUGAAUAGCAGCAUAAAUGGAGACGAACUUUAUUGCAAAGUCAGGAGGGAUACCGUUACGAAUGUUAAAGGAAAUAUAUUUGAUUUAAGAAGAAACUCUUUUCACGUCUUGGUUGCCUCUGGAUCCUCAUUGAAAGCUGAAGGCGUCGGAUUCCACGACCUCGCCCGUCUAGCCAGUCCAGACCCCCAGGUUCUAUCCCCGAACUCCCAAUCGCUGUUCGUCACUAGAGGGGAAACCGGUAGAACCGAUACCACAACUCCUCCCUACUUCCAACCAGCGGCUCCAAAAGAGUCAUCGACAGAAUUCGACUCGUUCUACGAAGGUUGCGGUAAUGUUAAAUUAUGCUUCGGAUCACCGGAGGGCUGCAUAUCAUCCAGGAACUGCAAGGCUGUAACCGCGGUUACAGUCACUGGAGAAAUAUACGACUUUGAGUUAAAGGCUAGUGGAAACGUUGCAUGGGUUGGAGUUGGAUUGUCCAAUGAUACUAAAAUGGGUGAUGAUUCAGUUAUUGAAUGCGUCAAAGGUGGCAAUGGAGUCCAGGCUUUCAUGUCUUAUACUGGGAUUCAGCCUUAUAGAGCUGUCAGAUUAACUAAUCCUCAACUGGGCAUUGGACUGCUAAACUCGAGUAUAAUAGACGAUACGAUUUACUGCAAUGUCAGACGUAAUGCAAGGACAAAUGUUAAUGGAGAAUUUUUUAAUUUAAUUGAGAACUCUUACCAUUUACUGGUAGCAUCUGGAUCAGAAGUUACCCCUGGCAGCGUUGGCUUCCAUGAUGGGACAUUUUUGGCAAGUGGCGUGAAACAAGCUUUGUCAGACACUUCUGAAGUUGCUGCAGCUUCUAAACUUUUGAUUCAUCUCCAUGGCGCUUUCAUGUUAACUGCUUGGAUUGGUACCGCAUCAGUGGGUAUUUUACUGGCUAGGUACUACAGACAAACCUGGGUUGGCACGACCUUGAUGGGAAAGGAUCUUUGGUUUGCGUGGCAUAGAUUCUUCAUGGUUUUAACGUGGCUUUUCACCAUGGCAGCCUUCGUGUUAAUAUUCGUGGAGCUUAAACAAUGGUCUAACGAAUCCAAUCCACACGCCAUUUUGGGAACUGUGACUACCAUUUUAUGUUUCUUCCAACCAAUUGGAGCUUACUUCAGGCCGCAUCCAGGAACUUCGAAAAGAUCCAUAUUCAAUUGGGGGCAUUGGUUAGUUGGAAAUGCUGCUCAUAUUAUUGCUAUUGUUACCUUAUUCUUUGCUGUCAGAUUGACAAAAGCGCAGUUACCAGACGAAGUGGACUACAUUUUAGUAGCCUAUGUAGUGGUGCACGUUGUGACGCAUCUGUUACUUUCGGUUAUGUACUGCAUGUCCGAAAAAUCAGGAGACAGUAGGGUCUCGUCAUUCCCCAUGAAGGAUUUGGGAGGAUCAGGACGGAAUUCUGCUUAUAACGAUAGAAGCAUGGACUCCAGAUUUUCAACAGGAAGGAAAUUCAUUUUGGGAAUAUACAUUGUGAUAGUAGUGGUGCUAGUACUAGGACUUAUCCUCAUUACAGUUUUCGCACCGAUUAAAGACAAGUGGCCAUUUGCGACAUCGAACUAAUUAAAAAGACUUUCUUUAUUAUUAAUAAUAAUAAUUAAUAGAAAAACCUGUACCCAGAGAAGACUAAUAGAAACAGAAGGUGCCAGUUUAUCAAAGAUAGGUGGUUUGAAAACUAUAAAUUGGUGAUGUCAUGGAAAAUUUUAAUUUUUUUUUAAGAAUAGUUUUGACGACUACCCUUGGUAAUUUAGUUGAGAUAGUAGUUUUUUAACUCAAGCAAAACUAUUUUCAAGUUCUAUUGAUUUUUCUUCAAAGAUUUUAUUUAUUCCAAAGUUCAAGUUGUAAUUAUUUAAAACAAUUUUUAAUAAUGAUACGCGUAUAUGAUUUUAUUUAUUUUUUAUAUUAUAGAAGGUAAAAAAAAUAAUCCAAUUACCUGUGAAUAUAAUUAAAAUAAUUUCAAAAUCAAACCUUAGUACUUUUCACAUUAAUUGUAACUCAUUAAAGAAUAAGGUGUUUAAAUUAAUUCUAAAUUUUUUAAAUGAAAACAGUAUAAAUUUAGCAGCUAUUUUCUAUAUUUUGUUGGGGGAUUAAUGUUGAAAGGAUAGGAUUAAAUAAAAAUGCGACAGUGACAGAUCCGGUUAAUACGCUGGAUGUGGCAAAACUAAGUAUGUUUUUUCUGUAAUUUUUGAAUUGUGGAUUGGUUUGAUUGAAACGUAUUAUAUAUUUACUGAUUAUAUAAUCUGUAUUGUAGAAGAAAGUUUUCGUUUGAAUUAAGGAUAGGAUUAAUUGGAACAUCUAGUAAAAAAUAUACUGCCGUUUAUAAGAUUUUUAUUUAAUCAAUGUAAAAAGUUUAAAUUAGACAGUAUUUGCGCUAUCGAGGCAGUAUCCAGGAAUUUUUAUCAGUGACGUAAAAAAUAUUUCUGUAUGUUGUCGCGUAUAUUUUUAUUUAUAUCAAAUGUAGGUCUUUUACUAUUUGUUUUUAUAUAUUUUUUUGUAAAUAAUGAAAUGUUAAUUUUUCGAUUUUUAAACUUUUUGUACUUAUGUAAUGUUUUUACUUAUGCCUUAUUUUAUUUUUUAUUUAAUAAUAAAUCUAUGAUUGUUAGUUGUUGAAUGUUGACUGUGAAUAAAGUUAUUUUUAGAG
Psylliodes chrysocephalus is the source of this 3795-nucleotide messenger RNA. The record is from the annotation of a GenBank genome assembly. NCBI's taxonomy places the organism in Eukaryota, Metazoa, Arthropoda, Insecta, Coleoptera, Chrysomelidae.